Molecule: messenger RNA, 153 nt
Organism: Neurospora tetrasperma FGSC 2508
Lineage: Eukaryota; Fungi; Ascomycota; Sordariomycetes; Sordariales; Sordariaceae
Exons: 1
Coding region: 1-153 (50 amino acids)
Source: RefSeq, a predicted model, not a curated record
AUGGAGGGGCUAGAGAACGAGGAAAUGCUACCCCGCACCGCCGCUCACCUCAUUCUCGGCCCAUCCGACCAUCACAGGCGGCCGGCGAAGAGUGGGACACGGCAACCAAAGACCGGGGCAGCAAAGCUACCUAGAGGUAGGGAAGCUCACUGA